CACCGGAUCUCCUCCAGCUCCGCUUCUCCGCUGCAGUUAUUGCUCUGUCGGCGUGGAGGACGCACCGGUCCACAUCUCUCGCUCCCUAAAACCGCCUCCCGUUUCCCCGCUGCUGAUAUGAGCGCAGAUCGAGGCUGAAAUCUUCCGCCGAGAGGAGAAAACCUGAGCGCCCGUUUCUAUCUCAGCAAGAAGGAUCGGAGCGGAGGAUGCAGUGAUGCUGUGAGGAAGCCGCGGCUGGAGGAAAGAAGUUCUGCUGAACAGCGAGCCCAGAUGUUGGUCUGCUGAUCUCCGAUCCAGAGGAUAUGGUCCCCGGGGCCCCCAGCACUACGACCGCCACCACCACCACCAUGCUCCCCGCCUCGGAGGCUGCCAAAAUCUACCAGACCAACUACGUCCGCAACUCCCGCGCCAUCGGCGUCCUGUGGGCCAUCUUCACCAUCCUCUUCGCCAUCGUCAACGUGGUUUGCUUCAUCCAGCCCUACUGGAUCGGGGACGGCGCGGACACCCCGCAGGUGGGCUACUUCGGUCUGUUCCACUACUGCAUCGGGAACGGCAUGUCCCGGGACCUGGUCUGCAAGGGCAGCUUCAUGGAGUUCAACAGCAUCCCCUCCGGCGCCUUCAAGGCUGCGUCCGUCUUCAUCGGCAUGUCCAUGGCGCUGGUGCUCACCUGCAUCACCUGCUUUGCGCUCUUCUUCUUCUGCAGCACCGGAACCGUGUACAAAAUCUGCGGCUGGAUGCAGCUGGCUGCAGGUACCAGCCUGAUUCUGGGCUGCAUGAUCUACCCCGACGGCUGGGACAGCGACGAGGUGAAGCGGAUGUGCGGCGAACAGACGGACAAGUACGCCCUGGGUGCCUGCUCGGUCCGCUGGGCCUACAUCCUGGCCAUCAUGGGCAUCAUGGAUGCUCUCAUCCUCUCCUUCCUGGCUUUUGUCCUUGGAAACCGGCAGGAUAAUCUGAUGUCUGAGGAUCUGCUGGGAGAAAGAUAA
Molecule: messenger RNA, 986 nt
Organism: Cyprinodon variegatus (sheepshead minnow)
Lineage: Eukaryota; Metazoa; Chordata; Actinopteri; Cyprinodontiformes; Cyprinodontidae
Gene: lhfpl3
Product: lipoma HMGIC fusion partner-like 3
Exons: 3
Coding region: 303-986 (227 amino acids)
Biological process (GO): sensory perception of sound
Cellular component (GO): plasma membrane
Source: RefSeq, a predicted model, not a curated record